Molecule: messenger RNA, 2736 nt
Organism: Trypanosoma rangeli
Lineage: Eukaryota; Euglenozoa; Kinetoplastea; Trypanosomatida; Trypanosomatidae
Product: RNA editing complex protein MP99
Exons: 1
Coding region: 1-2736 (911 amino acids)
Biological process (GO): double-strand break repair
Cellular component (GO): cytoplasm; PML body
Molecular function (GO): 5'-tyrosyl-DNA phosphodiesterase activity; single-stranded DNA binding
Source: RefSeq, a predicted model, not a curated record
AUGUUGCACCGUUGCCGCAUUCUGUGGACGGCAGAUUUUCGGACCUCGUCAAAGAUAUCUGACGAGUUCAACAAUGUUCUCAACCGCAGCGGUUGGGGGUUUGAUCACGUUGCGAUUGACAUGGGUGCCCUCGCCGGUGCGGCGGGUCGCCUUACGCGGGAUCUUAUCGGUCAGGAUCGUGAUACAGAGACCGUCAAGGUGCUGCACCGACAGGUAACAAAUGUUAUUUUGCGCCGCAUACAGCCCAAAAAGUCGCUUGCAAUCUUUAUUGAUGGUAGUGAGCCACUAUGGAAGGUUCGCCACAUGCGGCUUUAUCCAGGGAAAAAGUUUGAGGGAAAAUUUUACCGUAGUGCAGCCUCUCCAAUGGUGUACUUACUGGAGGACAAGAUGCGGCAGGUUGCAGUGGACCUGCGUACGCCACCGAAGGAGUUUGUUGUUAGUGGUGCUGGAGUUCCUGGACCUGUGGAGGGCAAAAUUUCGUCUUGGAUGCUUGAUCUUGCCUCCCGGGCUUUGCCUGAUGGCGCCGUAACGCUUUCCCCACCAUUUUUGUCUGGAACUCCGGCGGAGGUUACCUUUAAUGAUACCUUUUGCCUUAUUGGUGGGACGGAUUUGUUUCUCUCCGCUCUUGGGGCCACACCAUUCCACAACAUUACAACUAUCACACUUCAGCAAGGUGAAAUGAAGUCGCUCUCUAUGAGUGAGUCUCUUGAGUGGCUCGCGAUGGAUCACCUUUUGAAAAGCGAGACAUCCGAUAAUGGUGAUCAGGGAGUGGGGCGACAAGAACUUCGGAAGAGACUCGCAUUGGUGCGCACGGACGUUGUUUUCUUGUACCUGAUGGCAAACGGCAUCUCUGCCACAGAGCUUAGUGGACUGGGGGUCAACUUCAAGGACCUGAUGGAGGCCUAUACUGCAGAAGAGGGUACUGGGGCCCACCAGCAACAUCUUUUUGAGGAAACACCAAACGACACCUCGUUGAUGUUGUCUCCUGGGGUGCUGGAACGUGUUUUGUCUCGGGCAACCCGCAAAUCAGGUGGGACACCGAGACCAUGUCGUCAAUCCGCGGAUUAUCUUGAGGUGCUCUUGCAAACUCACGCAAUGAUAUGUAGCGGAGGAAUUAGAAAUUUUCGCUGGACACCGGAUGAUAACGACUCUGUCCCAGAAAAGCCUCCAAAGAUUCUUCUCGAACGCUUCCUUAGUCAUCUUAAAUACCUGAAUACAUUAGCUCAGGAAGAAGCAGGAGGAACACAAGGAGAUGUCGCGUCCGCCGCGAAAGCAUUAAGUACGGAGGGCCAGAGUAAGGCCCCUGUCGCGGCCGUGGCGUCUGUUGACUGGACCUUUGCUCUUACAGGUUUAGAAACCCUUCUUUUGAGUGCACCGAAGCCAGAGAUGGUUAACCAGAUUAUUCCAGUCUUUACGAAAGGGCAUGCCUUGCCUACUGGUGUUGCCGAAGACAUUGUUAACACUAAGAAUGUAAUAGAGGCGAUUGAAAAGGCACGGAGCAUUCUACAACUAGUGAGGGACGACAGCUUGGACGAAGGCGGCGUUGCUGUGAGGGAGCACCCUGCAUUGAAUCAUCAUCCAUCACAUUACUUUGUGCGCACGCCCGGUUCUCGUGGUCCUCCGCCGGGGUGGUCGUAUCAGAGCAUUAACCUGGGUGUGCGAGCGGCGGCACUUGGGGUACGGUAUCGCACUGGCAUUGGAGCAUCAACAGUGACGUCGCGUGUCUUGGAUGGUGUGGGUGUGGCGUCGAAGAACACCCUUUUUGUGUACAACACGUUCAAACAGGAUGACAGCUGGAAUGAGGAGCCAUGUGGAGAAAUUAACUCUCCUGGGCUAUUAAGGACAAUGGAAGAGCUUUCGACACUUCGUGUGGUAACAUGGAAUGUGCAAUUCAGUCGUCACAGUGGCGAGCGUACCCCGCUGGGUCGAGAAGGCAUUGAUUGGUGCACACCAACACGCUAUGUGGCGCUUGCCAAGACAUUAGAGACCCUUGAUGCAGAUGUGAUUGGGAUGCAGGAAGUGGAGCCGGCAUGGUGGAAGUACCUCUCUGAGCAGCCAUGGGUGCGGGAACGUUAUGCGCUGUCUUGUAAUGGAGAUAGCCAUGCCAUUCGUCCUUGGGGUGUGAUGCUGCUUGUAAAGCGUCAUUUGCGUGUAGAGGGAAUGCAUCAUGCAAAUGUGCCUGCUUUCUCCGGCCACACCAGUGUCAUGCCGGAAGUGACUAUUGCAAUCUCCAAAAAGGUUCCAGUGACGAUUGGGUCACUUCAUCUGCUGGCACCGUACAAUAAAAACAAUGUUAACAAUCGUACGACGCAGUUGGAAAACCUGACGAAGCGGGUGCGCACACGCUCCUCUGUUUCUGGUGUGUUUAGUGGCGCCAUCGUCAUGGGUGACUUUAAUGACUGUGCGGGUAAUUAUUUUGCAUUUCCACCCGAAAUGGGCUUUAAAGAUGCCUGGUCGCUCCUUCACCCAGAGGACGACAGCAAAGGUGAGGGAUACACCAUUGACGGCAACCGCAAUUCAUACGCGGGCCACAUCAUCGAGCGGGAGUUUUUUGGCCGCGCUGAUCGUGUGCUAUUUGCUUCCCGUCACCUGCAGCCCAUUCACACGGAGCUGGUCGGCACCACCCCUGUUCGUGAGAUGGGGAUCACGAGGCAGGUGAACUGUGACAAGGCUGUUCCUGAGUACUUGUACCCCUCUGACCACUUUGGUCUUCUUGUCGAGUUUCAGGUGGUGUGA